AGAGCCGGGACAAUGAGACCAUAGAGUGGGAGAUUGGGGGGGCUGGAUGGGAGGUGGGUAGUGCCGCUCCUUCCGCCAAACUCUAUGGUGCCGGGCCCGGGAGCAGCAGCGCGAGGCGCUCUGCCUCGGCCCAGCCAUGGACGUGAAGGCAGAAGCACCCCAGCUGGAGUACAUCGCCGUCUCGCUGAAGUGCGAGGCAGAGGAGCCAGUGCCAAUUGCAGCCUGUGCCCGACUCUGUGCCCCUCUGGGCGACCUCGCUCCCGCGGUCAAGCUGGAAGAGGCUGACAAGGAGCCUCUAGACAGAGGAGGAGCACGAGCAGAGGCAGGGCCUAGUAGGUCCUGGCAGCAGGAGUACCUAGUGGGAGACUGUCCGGGGCGCGGCGGGGCCGUGUGCAUGGUCUGUGGCACCUUCCUGGGCACCUGUGGGCCGAGCGCUGCCCAGGAGCAUGUUCUGCAGCAUCAUGCCCACUCAUUGGGCCUUAGCCCAGAGGAGAAGCGCAACAUUCUAGAGGCCUGGAGCCAGGGGGGCAACCUGCCUGAGGGGGCACCCCCACCUUGCACCCCAGGUCAGCACCAUGGGGCCAGGGAACCAGCGGAGAUCGAGGUUCUAAUUGAUUCAGAGGAGCAGACAGUGACCCGGAAACGUGGGCAGCCCAGAGGGCGCCCUGCCCCCCAGCCAGAUGCUAGGGCCCUGGAGCCUGGGCAGCGCCUGCGGGGCCAGAGGAGACGACAGAGUGUGGGACCUGUGGAGGGUGUGGCACUGCCAGCCAGGGAGCGGAGGAGCAAGCAGCUGAGGGAGGGACAGGACACGGGCACCGAGAGUCCAGGGACAAUGUCCCACUCAGAGGAGGCUGCCCCCAGUUCGGCACCCCCUGAAAUUUGCCUCUUCACUGAUGGUUCCUUCCCAGCUGGAUUCACACUCAGGUUGUACUGCAGACCCCAGCCAGCCUCUGGAGGGAGAGAACUAAGGAAGAAUCCAGGCAUCCGGGAACAGAAGAGCCCUGGGGACAGGGGCAAAGCCCAGGCACUGGGGAAGAGACAGAAGCAGCAAGGCAAAGCAGGGACUGUGAGACAGGGUGCAGGGAACCAAGUUGGCAGCUGCCCCAUCUCUGCACUGCCCAGCCAGGAUCUAGACCCAGGAGUCCACCGCCUCCGCCGCAAGGGCUACUCUCACCAAGGCAUCACCCGGCGUCUCCGCCUGAGCCCCAGUGCUGUCCACUGCACCCUGCAGAGCUGGCCAGCAAGGGGCAAGGCUCCACCAGCACCUCCCCCAUCUCAGGCCAAGCCCUUUGACCCGGCUUGGCGCGCUGACUUCCUGAUGGACUACGAUGCUGGCGCCGGCACCAUGGUGUGUAUGGUCUGCGAGUACUCGUUGCUGCCCAUUCGCCUGGGCACUGUCAUGCUGGACUUCAGCAAAGCAGCACCCAGAGCCAAGAGGCCACGGGAACAACAGGUCAUGGGGAACCCCUCCCCCUAA
Messenger RNA from Pelodiscus sinensis (Chinese soft-shelled turtle), 1477 nucleotides. It is a transcript of the gene SPINDOC, whose product is annotated as spindlin interactor and repressor of chromatin binding. The record is from RefSeq and is a predicted model, not a curated record. Lineage: Eukaryota; Metazoa; Chordata; Testudines; Trionychidae. Gene Ontology annotation, biological process: negative regulation of DNA-templated transcription.